Molecule: messenger RNA, 660 nt
Organism: Ogataea philodendri
Lineage: Eukaryota; Fungi; Ascomycota; Pichiomycetes; Pichiales; Pichiaceae
Exons: 2
Coding region: 1-660 (219 amino acids)
Source: RefSeq, a predicted model, not a curated record
AUGUUGUGUCCCUUAAACGCCUCAGUCAUAUGGAGCAGCGCAGCAAUUGGAAUCGCAGCCAGGUACGCCGAUCUCUUGGCAACUGCACGCGUCAGUUUCUGGAUCGCCAGUCUUUCCUCCACCGUUGUUGGCAGUCUCAAUGACUGUCUGAGCGACAGCUCCGUGGCUUGCAACUUGGUGGAGUCGUCGAUCUCAAUCAGAGACAGUACCUCCGAGUCCAGGUCCCAUGGGGUUCUUAAUCUAUGUGCCCUUGUUGCUGGUGAGUUCGUCCACCUGGACGUCGUACUUGCUGUUAGGCAGCACCUUCAACUGGUUGUCAAAGGAACCCCACUCGGUGUUGACAACCAUGUGGGUGACACCUUGAGCCUUGAGCUUCUCUCUCACGUCGUCAGGGAUCUUCUUGAUGUUCUCGAGCUUCUCGUUGUAGGCACCGUUGGUUCCUGUACCGAAAAUACAGCCAACAAGAGUGGUUCCCUCCUUAUUGGAUCCAGUGUACGAUCUGGCCAACAGUGUUCCGACGGUAUCGUUUGCCAAGGCCGAAACGGUGACCGGGACUUUAAGGGCAUCCAGAUGGCUCUGGAACACUUUCACAACGUCCUUGCCAACACAAUCUGGGAUAUUGAACCCUUUGGUCCAUCUAAGCAGAGUACCAGCAUUUAA